AUGAGGCCGUCUGUGUUUUUCUACCUCACCUACGCACUGUGUGUGUGUUUGGGCCUGUUCUGUCUGCUGUUUGUGACGUACUGGAACUCCCACUGGAGAGGUGGUUUCUCCUGGGAUGGCUCAGCUCUGCAGUUCAACUGGCAUCCUGUCCUCAUGGUGUCUGGGCUGGUGGUUCUGUAUGGCAACGCGGCCGUUGUGUAUCGCGCACCAUUCACCUGGAAGCAGAAGAAGAACACCUGGAAACUGGUUCAUGCUGGACUGAUGCUUUUGGCUCUGUUUCUGUCCGUCUUGGGCCUGUGUGCCGUGUUUGACUUCCACAGUGGUUCCCACAUCCCUGAUCUGUACUCUCUGCACAGCUGGGUGGGGCUCUGUACUGUGGUAAUGUUUACAUUCCAGUGGGUCCUUGGCCUGGCUGGCUUCUUGUUUCCUUGUUCUACAAUGUGGUUCCGUAGCACCCUGAAACCAGUCCAUAUCUGGAUGGGAAAAGCCAUCUUGGUCCUCAGUCUGACCUCCUGCAUCAGUGGUAUCAAUGAGAAACUGCUACUUACUCUCAGCGGUGAACCUUAUAACUCACUGCCUGUGGAAGCAAAGUUUGCUAAUUCCCUCGGCAUCCUCACUGUGGCCUUUGGAUUGGUUGUCUUUGGCAUCUUGUCUAGAAACAAAUGGCAGCGGCCGGACACAGAUAGUGAAAGUGUUCACCUUCUGCCCAAUGAAGACAGCACAUGA
Molecule: messenger RNA, 726 nt
Organism: Morone saxatilis (striped sea-bass)
Lineage: Eukaryota; Metazoa; Chordata; Actinopteri; Moronidae
Product: cytochrome b ascorbate-dependent protein 3-like
Exons: 5
Coding region: 1-726 (241 amino acids)
Cellular component (GO): lysosomal membrane
Molecular function (GO): oxidoreductase activity
Source: RefSeq, a predicted model, not a curated record